This is a messenger RNA of Perkinsus marinus ATCC 50983, 714 nucleotides long. RefSeq lists its product as hypothetical. The coding region runs from base 1 to 714 and encodes 237 amino acids. Lineage: Eukaryota; Perkinsozoa; Perkinsida; Perkinsidae. The record is from RefSeq and is a predicted model, not a curated record. The transcript has a single exon.
AUGCCUUACACCUACGGCCUCCUUGUACUUGCCAUUAUGACCCAAGCGACCCUGGGACAAUCUGAGGGAUCUUUCCAGGUUACUGCGGACUACCCUGCGGGGUGUCAUGGCGGGCCUGGUCCAGGGAGGGGAAGUGUUAUAACCACUCUUAUGGAGCCAUCCUGCAUUUACAGCAAGAAGGGCGUUACAUCCGAAGGUGUGUAUAAGAGGGCUGCCGGGAUCAUCCUUAAGACCAACAGACCUGGGUAUUUUGGCAGUAUGCAUUUGAAUUUCACCGUGUUCACAACGCCUGACAACAAGAGUGGUACCCUGGUGGAAACAUAUGGGUGGGCACACUUGAGCGUCGGUGAUGAAACCAGGGACUUCUGGUGGAACCCUGCUCCGGGUGAGGAUGCCUACGGCCCUGGGUCGCGUAUCCAUAUCGCGACCAUCGACUAUGGUUAUUUCCCUAAGUAUAAGGUGAACAUUUGGAACUCGUGGCAUGCUCUAGAAGGUUCACCGGAUUGCCAAAUGUUACACUUGAUCUCAAAUCAGAGAGCCUCCUCUAAUGUACAUAAUCCUUCAUUCUCCACCGGACAGCAGAUCCGGAUAAGCAAGAAAGAUGGUGGUUGGGACUUCCUGGUUGUGUACCAAUUCCGUGAUACUUCUCCACAGCUUGACGAUUACACCAAGUAUGUCAUCCAGGGCAAUCUCAAGGACAUACCCAGGCUGUAG